Messenger RNA from Cryptomeria japonica (Japanese cedar), 531 nucleotides. RefSeq lists its product as uncharacterized. The transcript has a single exon. The record is from RefSeq and is a predicted model, not a curated record. Bases 1 to 531 code for a protein of 176 amino acids. Lineage: Eukaryota; Viridiplantae; Streptophyta; Pinopsida; Cupressales; Cupressaceae. Gene Ontology annotation, molecular function: nucleic acid binding.
AUGAAGAAAUUAAUAAGUGAGAAUGCUAAAGAUUGGCACAAAAGGCUAUAUGAAGCUUUGUGGGCAGACAGGACUUCACCCAAGAAAGCAAUUGGUAUGUCACCUUUUGAACUUGUGUAUGGAGUUGGGGCUCAACUCUCACUUCCUCUUGAAUUGGCAGCUUCUAAAUUGCAAACAAUCAUUGAGGAUACGUAUUUUCAAAAUGCAUUGGAAAAGAGAAUUAUGUAUUUAAUCAGGAUAGAAGAGGAAAGGGAGAAGUUGGUUGAUCACAUUACAAAGCAUCAACAAUGGGUUAAAAAGAUUUUUGAUCGCAAAGCUAGGCCGAGGAAAUUUAUGCAGGGAGACCAAGUCCUACUCUGGGACAAACAGAGGGAACCAAAGGGAGCACAUGGAAAAUUUGAGUCGUUGUGGAAGAGUUCAUUUUUUAUUCAUGAAGUAAAGGGACCAAAUUCCUCCAAGCUGGCCUAUGUGGAUGGUACUGUUCUUCCCCUAUCUUAUAAUGGACAGGAUCUCAAGCUCUACAAAUUCUAA